GCUUCAUAAAAGUUUCUUCGAUUUUCCCACGUCAGAUAUAACUUACUUCUUACUUGGUGUGGAGUUUUUGUCGUUAUUUUCGCGAUUCUCCAAGCAUGAGGUCUUUUUACUGUGUGUUUUUGUCGUGUUUUGUGACACUUGCAAGAGCUCUCUACGGACCUCAAACCGAUGUUGUACAAUUGACAGCGAAUAAUUUUAGAUCUAUGGUGAUGGAUAGUGAUAGUGUGUGGCUUGUGGAGUUCUUUGCUCCAUGGUGUGGUCAUUGUAAGGCAUUAGCACCAGAGUGGAUGAAAGCUGCUUCAGCUCUCAAGGGUGCCGUCAAAAUUGGAGCAGUGGAUAUGGAUGAUCAGCAAAACCAGCCAUUAGGAGGCCAGUAUGGUAUUCGUGGAUUUCCUACAAUAAAGGUUUUUGGUGCCAACAAGAACUCUCCAAGUGAUUACAAUGGUCCCAGGACAGCACAAGGUAUUGUUGAUUCUGCUCUUAAUGCUGUUAAAUCCAUGACCAGCCAGCGACUCUCUGGAGGUGGAAAGUCUAGCUCUGGUGGUGGAAGAAAACAGGGUGGUGGCAAGACUGGAGAUAAAAAGGAUGUCAUCGAGUUAACAGAUUCUAACUUUGAGGAAGAAGUUCUUAACAGUAAGGACCUUGUCCUGGUUGAGUUCUUUGCACCUUGGUGUGGUCACUGCCAAAGACUUGCUCCUGAGUGGGCUAAGGUUGCUACAGAACUGAAAGGCAAGGUUAAAGUUGGAGCCGUUGAUGCCACUGUCCAUACCGUCAUGGCUAGUAGGUACCAAGUACAAGGCUACCCAACCAUCAAGGUCUUUGCAGCCGGCGUCAAAGACUCUCACAGCAUAGAGAACUAUGAAGGUCCAAGAUCUGCUUCGGACAUAAUUCAGUUUGCUCUGGACAAGCUUGCUGAUUCAAUUGAGCCACCAGAGGUCCUGGAGCUUGUAAAUAACGAGGUAUUUAAGAGCAACUGUGAAGGGAAGCCAAUCUGUGUCGUUUCCGUUCUACCACACAUUCUGGACUCAGGGGCAUCUGGGAGAAACAAUUAUCUGAACAUCUUGAAGUCAAUGGGAGAGAAGUACAAGAAGAAAAUGUGGGGAUGGAUUUGGACAGAGGCCGGUGCCCAGAUGAAGCUUGAGGAUGCCCUCGGUAUGGGAGGCUUUGGUUACCCAGCGAUGGCGGCAGUGAAUGCCCGCAAAAUGAAAUACGCCACACUAAAAGGUCCCUUUGAUAACACUGGCAUUGACGAGUUUCUGAGAACUGUGUCAGUGGGACGUGGGUCGACAUCUCCCGUUGUUGGCGGUAACCUACCCAGUGUCGAGGAAACGGCGCCAUGGGAUGGUAAAGAUGGAGAGUUACCAGAAGAAGAGGAUAUCGAUUUAUCAGAUGUAGACUUGGAUGAAGAUCAAGACCAAAAGGAUGAACUUUAAAUUGACAUCUCUUGUCUUGGUUGACCUGUUCCGAUACUAAGCAAGACUCUCUUGAAAUUUCCACAUGCAGUUCAUGUUGUCACACAUUAAUAUUUGCAAAAACCGUGCAACAGAGCUGCAUAUUUCUCAUUUCUACAACGGAGAGAAAAUGUAAGGUUUGCUAGGAGUUUCUUAACGUCUCACAUGAGUUAUCCAGUAAAUUUUUAUCGCUAGUGGUUUUUUCCAUGAUGUUAAAAAACAGUUGUUCAAUAAAAAUUAAGUAUGGCACUG
Orbicella faveolata is the source of this 1703-nucleotide messenger RNA. RefSeq names its product protein disulfide-isomerase A6-like. NCBI's taxonomy places the organism in Eukaryota, Metazoa, Cnidaria, Anthozoa, Scleractinia, Merulinidae. Gene Ontology annotation, cellular component: endoplasmic reticulum lumen. The record is from RefSeq and is a predicted model, not a curated record. Gene Ontology annotation, biological process: response to endoplasmic reticulum stress. Gene Ontology annotation, molecular function: protein disulfide isomerase activity; protein-disulfide reductase activity.